ACCAUUUAUCAUCACUUUUGCUGUGUUUGGGAUCGAGGCCGCCCAACUAUUUGCCUAAGGGGCAUUCGAUCCAGAGAAUCCUUCCGAUGCUGCAGAACGUGAUGGAGACGAAAGCGAAGUAGGGAGUCAAUCAAAGGCCAGCAACGAUGGAUCGUCUUCUGAAAUCAGCACGCUCGUCGGGAUCUCUCAAUCUCUCCAAUCGAUCCCUCAAGGAGUUGCCCGAUGAGAUUUACGGAAGCUUGGAAUCGAACGCGGAGGAUGAUAAGUGGUGGGAGGCCGUGGAUCUGCAAAAGCUUAUUUUGGCUCAUAACAACCUUGAGAUAUUGAAAGAGGACCUAAAAAAUUUGAAUAUGUUAACUGUCUUAAAUGUCAGUCACAAUAAACUAUGUUCACUACCAGCAGCCGUUGGCGAGCUUACUUUGUUGAAGGCAUUGGAUGUGUCGUUUAACAUGAUAUCUAGUAUCCCUGAAGAGAUUGGCAGCGCAACUUCUCUGGUCAAGCUUGAUUGUUCAAAUAACCAACUUAGGAAACUUCCUUGCAGUCUUGGAAGUUGCUUAGACUUAUCUGAACUUAAGGCAUCAAAUAACUGCUUGGCAGAACUUCCAGAUGAACUUGCCAACUGCUCAAAGUUGAUUAAAUUGGAUGUCGAGGGGAACAAGUUGACAUCAUUCACUGAGAGCAUGCUAAUUUCAUGGACUUCGUUGACAGAACUCAAUGCUGCUAAAAAUCAGCUCACCUGCAUUCCACAUAGCAUAGGUCUCCUCACAAAACUUAUCCGUCUGGAUCUUCAUCAAAAUAAAAUUUCAUCAAUUCCAUCUUCAAUUAUGGGUUGUUGUUUACUUGCUGAAUUUUAUAUGGGGACUAAUUUACUGUCAACUCUUCCGGCUGAAAUUGGUGCACUUUCUCGUUUAGGGACUUUGGAUCUUCAUGCAAACCAGUUAAAGGAGUUUCCUGUGGAAGCCUGCAGACUGCAACUCUCUGCCCUGGAUCUAUCCAAUAACACUUUAUCUGGCUUGCCAGCUGAGAUAGGUACAAUGACUACUCUGAGAAAGCUUUUACUGACUGGGAAUCCCAUAAGAACUCUUCGAAGCUCUCUAGUAUCUGGACCAACACCAAUGCUGCUGAAGUAUCUUCGAAGUCGCCUCUCUGCUGAUGAAGAAUCUGGAUUGGGAACUAGUAAAACUAUGAAAGAUGAUCAAAUUGCAAGAGCGGCUAGGUUGUCCCUGUCUUCCAAGGAGUUAACAUUAAGUGGUUUAGGAUUAACCACUGUCCCACCUUCUGUAUGGGAGACAGAAGAACUGGUGAAAGUUGAUAUUUCCCGGAAUUCAAUUGAAGUCCUACCAAGUGAACUAUCAACUUGUUCCUCACUUCAGACUUUGAUUAUUUCUGGAAACAAGAUAAAAGAAUGGCCUGGUGCAGUGCUGUCUGCUCUUCCUAACCUCUCUUGUUUGAAACUGGACAACAAUCCAUUAUCACAGAUUCCAUCUAAUGGCCUUGAGUGCCUUACAACAAUCAGAAUUUUGGAUUUAAGUGGCAACAAGUCAUCCUUGCCAGAAUCUUUUUCAUUCUCCAGUGUACCACAAUUGGAGGAACUUUACCUAAGGCGAAUGCAACUGAGUGAACUCCCUCCAGGACUGUUGACCUUACAGCGACUAAAAAUUCUCGAUCUUAGCCAGAAUAAUCUUGUCUCAGUGCCUCAGGAAAUAAAGGGCUUAAUUUCCAUUAUUGAGCUUGAUGUUUCUGACAACAACAUAACUGCGCUUCCUCCGGAAAUGGGACUGCUCGAGCCAAGCUUACAAGUACUGAAACUUGAUGGCAAUCCGCUGAGAAGCAUUAGGCGAACUAUCCUAGAUCGGGGAACUAAAGCUAUUCUCAAAUAUCUCAAAGACAAACUCCCAGAUCAAUGAUUGCGCAGAGAUGAUUACAACUUCUGUUUAUUAUUAGACCGGGUGCUUCAGUACUCUCCUGAAUCGUAAAUAGUGUUGGAUGCGAGGCAUUUCACGACAGAGCUUUCUGGUAUAAAAAUAGAAUACGUGAAAUGCUCUGGUUGUGUUCACAAUUCAUCGCCCUUUCAAUUUAUUCAUGUUAUUCCUGGUUUGCCAACUGGUAAUUCGUGGUUCUAUUUAAUUAUUUUUUUGAUUUGAAGGUAAACUGCUGCCGAUGUAUGUGUAUUGUUUUGUUGUAUCUGUUUUCACAGUACUAAUUAUUGAUUAUUUUUAUUGUAGCAAA
This is a messenger RNA of Zingiber officinale, 2229 nucleotides long. RefSeq names its product plant intracellular Ras-group-related LRR protein 6-like. The transcript has 21 exons. Bases 147 to 1907 code for a protein of 586 amino acids. Lineage: Eukaryota; Viridiplantae; Streptophyta; Magnoliopsida; Zingiberales; Zingiberaceae. The record is from RefSeq and is a predicted model, not a curated record. Gene Ontology annotation, molecular function: protein binding.